Messenger RNA from Spodoptera littoralis (African cotton leafworm), 651 nucleotides. Lineage: Eukaryota; Metazoa; Arthropoda; Insecta; Lepidoptera; Noctuidae. The record is from the annotation of a GenBank genome assembly.
AUGGGUGUAACAAGAAAAGUUCUUAACUGGUACGCCAGAUUAUCUCCAGCACAUGGCAAAACAAUUCCUCCUUACGAUCAUGUAGUGCAAAUCGGCGACCCAACAUUACGUAAAAUUUCAGAGCCUGUUUCUAUUGAUAAAAUAAAAACAACUGAAAUACAAAAUAUAAUAAAGAAAUUAGAGUAUGUAAUUAGUAAGUACGGCAGUCUUGGUAUGUCGGCGCCUCAAAUUGGGGUAAAUCUAAGAAUAUUUGCUAUGCGACAUACUGUGAAGCAAAUUGCUAGUGUUCCGGGAGAACUAGCUAGGCUUAGGGGUAUGGAGGAGGUACCAUUCACUGUUUACAUCAACCCUAAACUGAAGGUGGUUGACUAUACAAAGAUUAUACACAGUGAAGGAUGUGAAAGUGUACAAGGGUAUUUAGCUGAUGUGCCUCGAUACAAGGCAGUACAAGUUACAGGUUUGAAUGCAGAAGGAGUAGAAAAGUCACAAGUGUACAAAGACUGGUCAGCGCGAAUAGCCCAGCAUGAGAUGGAUCACCUGGAUGGCAAGAUAUACACUGACAUCAUGGACAGGAAGACCCUCACAUGUUCCUGUUGGGAAGAAGUCAACUUGUCUAAAGGAAAACUUGUUAUACCAUUUAGUCCAAAGUAA